Messenger RNA from Alosa sapidissima (American shad), 1255 nucleotides. It is a transcript of the gene mrps6, whose product is annotated as mitochondrial ribosomal protein S6. Gene Ontology annotation, biological process: translation. Lineage: Eukaryota; Metazoa; Chordata; Actinopteri; Clupeiformes; Clupeidae. Gene Ontology annotation, molecular function: small ribosomal subunit rRNA binding; structural constituent of ribosome. The coding region runs from base 212 to 583 and encodes 123 amino acids. Gene Ontology annotation, cellular component: ribosome; mitochondrial small ribosomal subunit. The record is from RefSeq and is a predicted model, not a curated record. The transcript has 2 exons.
CAGCGAUUUAUUGUGGUAGAUACAAAAUAAUGAUAAUUAAUAAUAAUUUCAGUAGCCAAGAUGGCGUCAAAGGAAAACAGACGUAACGUCAUCAAUCUGCGCAACUUCCUAGGUCAUUGGACUGGCAUGGCUGUCUUCAUGUCUGUAACGCUUGGUUAAAUUGGAAAGCAUAUUAACGGUCUGAUACAAGACUAAACAGCGAUUAUUAGCUAUGCCACGUUAUGAACUUUCUCUUAUUCUCAAGGCCAUGCAAAGGCCGGAGACAGCCGCUGCUCUUCGACGUACGGUUGAGACCUUGAUGCAACGGGGCGCCAUAGUCAGGGAUUUGGAAAACCUCGGCGAAAGAAGGUUACCAUACAAGAUGUCCAAACACAACUUGCGACACACACGUGGCGGGUAUUUUCUAAUUGACUUUUAUGGUUCUCCAAGUAUGGUCGGCGAUUUGCUUGAUCACCUUGAACGUGAUGUGGACGUUGUGAGACCCACCGUUUUAAAGAAGGAAGAGCCUCCACAAAUUGUGUCGUACUGUUGCAGCGCUCCAUCCUCUAAACCUGGCAGUACCUCUUCAAGCCAUGGUUCCUAGAAGUCUUCCCGUUUGAACCCCAUCUUCAAGCCAUCUAAACGUUUCUGUGUUGUCUCUUGAUGUCUGUUGGAAACAACACAAAUGAAUAAAUUACAGUUGUAUAUGUGACGUCAUUUUGUCCGUGGGCCUCCUACCCUAACGUAAUCCAGAAUUACAAAAUCAACAUGCCGAUGCCAAGAAUCAUUAAGUUUACAAAGGCCUGUUUAAUAUUUUCUGUACUUCUGCUUUGGUGAAACAACUCAAUUAUAUACAGAAGACAUGUAUGUUUAACCAACUAUUGGUAUGAUCUUCAAUUUCAGUUUAAUUGUAGGUCGUGAAGGAGACAAACUGUUCUUCCCGCAUGGUUAUGCACUAUAGUUCAGUCCUACAUCAACAUGUAAGAAAAGUUUUGACUGCACAACAUUGCCACAUUUUUAUGCCUUAGUAUGAUAGUUUGAAACUAAAAACUCUUGUCAUGUUGCAUUAAAGGACAAUUGAACAAUAUAAUAUAUGGAUUAUCCAGUGUUUCUAUAUAAAAUUUAAAUUUCACUUAGUCAAGUUAAACUUUCUGUUAAUUUUCUGCCACAUAACUUCACUUUGGAGAGGGGGGUCAGCCUGAAUGGCAUACAAUAACACAGACGAACUUUGAAAAAUAUGUGUGUAUGUAAAUAAAACCAAAUCUUUUAAACUUUA